Hippopotamus amphibius kiboko is the source of this 3851-nucleotide messenger RNA. It is a transcript of the gene MXD4, whose product is annotated as MAX dimerization protein 4. Gene Ontology annotation, molecular function: DNA-binding transcription factor activity, RNA polymerase II-specific; protein dimerization activity; RNA polymerase II cis-regulatory region sequence-specific DNA binding. The record is from RefSeq and is a predicted model, not a curated record. The transcript has 6 exons. Lineage: Eukaryota; Metazoa; Chordata; Mammalia; Artiodactyla; Hippopotamidae. Bases 143 to 772 code for a protein of 209 amino acids. Gene Ontology annotation, biological process: regulation of transcription by RNA polymerase II.
UGGCGGCCGAGCGCACGGCGAGUCCGCGGGAGUCGGGGAAGUGGGGCCGCCGGGCGCGCGGGCCGGGCGGCGAGCGGAGCCGGCCGGAGCGGGCCGGGCAGCGGCCGCCGCCGUCCCGGAGCGCGCGCGGGCGGGCGGGAGGAUGGAGCUGAACUCCCUGCUGAUCCUGCUGGAGGCGGCCGAGUACCUGGAGCGCAGGGACCGAGAGGCCGAGCACGGCUACGCCUCGGUGCUGCCCUUCGACGGCGACUUCGCCAGGAAGAAAACAAAGGCGGCGGGCCUGGUGCGCAAGGCCCCGAACAACAGGUCUUCACACAAUGAACUAGAAAAGCACAGACGAGCCAAACUCCGGCUCUACCUGGAGCAGCUCAAGCAGCUGGUGCCCCUGGGCCCCGACAGCACCCGCCACACCACGCUGAGCCUCCUGAAGCGCGCCAAGAUGCACAUCAAGAAACUGGAGGAGCAGGACCGCCGGGCGCUGAGCAUCAAGGAGCAGCUGCAGCGGGAGCACCGCUUCCUGAAGCGGCGCCUGGAGCAGCUGUCGGUGCAGAGCCUGGAGCGCGUGCGCACGGACAGCACCGGCUCCGCCGUCUCCACUGACGACUCGGAGCAAGAGGUGGACGUAGAGGGCAUGGAGUUUGGCCCCGGCGAGCUGGACAGUGUUGGCAGCGGCAGUGACGUGGACGACCACUACGGCCUGCGCGGUGGCGGCUGCAGCCACGGCGGCUACGCGCCCCCCUGCCGGCGGCCUGGCCGCCCCGGCCUCUCGUAGGCCCUGCCCUCUGCUCCUCGGCCCGCCUGCCCGCCCGGCCGAGCGCCCAGCCCUCCGGUCCUCGACGCCUCUCCGCGGGCCCACUGCUGUGCCAUCCUGGAAGCCCCGGCUGCUGCCUGGGCCCCGCCGCCGCCCGCCCGCCUGCCGGUCAGGGCCUGCCGCGCCGCCCGCCCGGGCAGGGACCCCUGCGGGGAGGCGGGGCCCAGCUCCCACGUCCCGGAGCCCAGCAUAGCCGCCCACGGUCUGUUCUCAGAUUCCUAAUCAUUCCAGAAGUAUUAAAUAUCAUUGCUGCAAACCUCGGCGGGCGCCGUGUGAGGGGCUUAAUGACCACCACGGGGAGCUCAGACCCCAACCCCGGAUCCCAGGAGAAAGGAGUGGACUGAGGAAGGAAGGAAGGCGUGGCUCUCCGUCCGUCCGUCCGUCCAUCUGUCGGUCCACGUAGGCUCCUGAGGCGUGGACAGAGGGAUCCACGAAGGGCGGGACUCGGGUGAGCACCUGGGGCAAGUGGGCGGAUGGGGCCUUUGCACCCCCAGGUGUCAGGAGCCAGGGCUGGGCUUCGGGGGGCUGCCAGGCUACCCCACCCUGAUCUGGGCGGCUUCUGCUCUGUCGUUAGAGCUCUCAGAUGUACACACGCAUGCACCUAGGCGCACACACCUGCCCGCACACACAUGCACACACGCAGACACAGGUGGUCCCUGGGAGCCCGAGGGCACGUGUCCUGGGGCCUUCAGGGGUCAGUUGGGCAAAUACUGGCCACUGGCCUGUGCCCCGCUCCCCUCCCACCCCAGGCUCACCUGCCCGGUCUGCCCAGGGAAGGGACUUCUCCUCCCCUCAGGGUCUGAGCAGUGCUGGCGGCUAAGAGGUGAACCACUGGGUCCUGAAAGGGCUCGCGCGUCUCCCUUUAAAAAACAAAAACAAGACAGAAAAAUUGCUGCACUUCCCAGCAGCCCAGGACAGGGCUCCUGGGAGAGAAGCUUUUCCCAAAAAACAAAGGAAAAACGUUUUUAAAAAGAGAAGGAGCUCUAAAGACUCCGGCCGUGAUGCUGGUGUGUGCCGCCUAUUUCCUGUAUGAGAUUUUUCUACUCUAUUUUCCUAGCCGUUACCGCGUCCUUGUUUGCUGAGGGGUGGGAGCGACCCAGCGUCUCAGGGACUCGUCCGACGGUCACCGUCCUCCAAGUGUGCCUUGUGUCCCGGGUCAGGCCCCUCCCCGCCUGCCACCACCAGCAUCUCCCGCGUGGCUCACGGGACGCCCCCAGGUCCCCUCCUGCUUCCUCCCGGUGGGCACCCCUCCCAGCAGCCAGGCUCCCUGGUCAGGCCAGCAGCUGUGCGGCAGCAGGGCUGUGCUGUCACCUGGUGGGAGGGGCUGUGACCUGCUGUGCAGCCCAGCCUCCUUGGGGCAGGGGUGGGGGUGGGGCGCUGCCCGUCAGAGAACGAGGUUCCUACCUGUGACCCGCGUGACGCCUCCCUCCUCCCCGACCUGAGCGAGGGCUCUGGACGGCAGACAUGGACAGCUGCUGGAGACAGCCAUUCCCCCUGGGUGGUCAGGCCUGGGCCUUUGGAGGCUUCUCCUGGCCCUUUGUUCCUGAGUCUUUGUCCCCGGGGACCACACAGCAAUAUGUGGGUGGUGGGCUGAGGGGCUGCCUCACAGCUGCGUCUGCCGCCGUUGGGUGCGUGGUAGCCAGUUUCCAGGUGAAUUUGUUUACCUUUGUCACGCCGACGGACACCCCAGCUGGGUGGCCUCCUGAGGCAGAAAGGGGCUUCUGGAAACGACUCUGGCACGGAACCUGCCCACAGGGGCCUGGGGGGGAGUGGCGGGGACAGGCGUGUGGGGGGCAGGGCACGCAGUCAGCGAGACCAUCCAGGUGUUCUGCCGCUGGUUGCAAGGGCACCUCCUUCCAGCUCCCGUGGGGUCCAGAGGGCCCAGAGGGGGCUUCUCCCGUCUGCCUGGGCAGGUGCACUGAGCGUGUCUUGCACGGCCCCUACACCCUCCUAGCAGGGCUGGAACACGCGUAUUUAAGAGCCUUCUUUAGGAGAUACGAUUCCAGGCCCCUGGGAUGGUCUCUGUUCUGAAUUCUUAAAGCAUCAACUCUCCAACCACCCCCACCCCCAGCACCUGGGAGAGGUUCUGCUCCCCCCUCUGGUUGGCAGAAUCCUACCCAGGUGACCAGCGGUGGCCCUCAGCCGACCCUCCUGGCAGCUCAUCCCAUGGCUUUCAGGCUUCAGUUCCCGUGUGGACCAGGGAGUCGGCCUCACUGGCAAUCCAGGGGUGCUGGGGUUCCAGAUGCCACUCCUGGCCACCCGCAGACACUGGUGAGGGUCUGGUGCUAGAGCUACUCACGUACCCACCCCCCAUCCCUCUGGCCGUCUGCACAGCUCGGCCCCUGCUGGUGGCCAGGGGGACCCAGAGGAUUGUUAGGAGCAAACCUGAGUGUGGUGGGGUCCGUAGAAAGCCAGCGGGGACCAGAACAGGGCCCUUGGGGGCCUGCGCCCUCUCUCUGUGUGCCCUCCCACACCCAUGUGGGCCUCAGGGGCCGAGACCCUGGAAGCCCAGGCGCCGGUUUGGGUCCACACCUCACUGUGAGGUGGCCCCUAUGCCUCAGUGCAGCCCGGCGGGUUGGGGAGGCUGCAGGAAGGCUUCCCCUCCAUGGAGCCCUGGCUCUGCCCAUGCAGAGCGGGUCUCAGAAGCACGGUGCCCAGGCUCGCUUUCCUGGGUCGAUGGAGCCUUGAGCCCAACUAUGGCCCUGAGGGCCCAUACCCUCCCGUCCGCCCUGGACAAUCUCCACCUCCUGGGCGAGACAGGCUUCCCCUCACUCUCCCACCCCUGUCUCUUUCUGGGCCAGCCAACCUGGGGCCCCCUCCCCACUGCCAAGCACACAGGACUCUCACCCCUCAGCCACAUCUUGGGCACUAGGGCAGGUUCUGUGCCAGAGUCUAGGGCCGCCCAGGGAGCCUGGUGCUGGCCAGGUGGGCAUGUUACAAGAUCCUCGCUGGAGAGAGAUGGGCCACCCACCCGCCUGUCCACCGGAACUGUGCUGUACCGUUCUGUCUUUGUAACAUAAAUACAGAUUUUUAUACCUCA